UGCUCGUCGUAUAUACCUCGCAUAAAUAACCACUGUUUCACAGGUUGGACGCGCGUCGCUGGGAACCAUUGGCAGCGGAAUGCGGCAAGCACUAGACGAAUGUCAAUCCCAGUUCAAGUGGGACCGUUGGACCUGCCCGGAAAGUUCAUUCAACAUCGUCUCCAAGCACGGAAAACUUCCAGCGACCCGAGAGUCUGCUUUCGUGGUCGCCAUGGUGAGCGCAGGCAUCACACACAUGUUCGCCAGGAACUGCAGCCGAGGCCAAAAGAGCUGCAGAUGCGACGACAGGCCUCGCAAGACUGAACCCGAUUCAAGUUGGUCCUGGGGAGGUUGCAGCGCCGAUAUCAAGUACGCAGGGGACUUUUCGCGCCGGCUCCUUGUCGGCAAGGUUGAAGCUAUCAGAGACCUAAAUGCCGCGAUGAAUAGGCACAACAACAAUGUCGGAAGAGCGGCGGUACGCAAGUCACUACUGCGCGCCUGCAAAUGUCACGGCCCGUCGGGCACGUGCACCACGAAGACUUGCUGGUUGCAACCGGGCGAAAUGUCUGCCGUCGGACGGAGGCUGCGGAAAGCGUACGACCGGGCCCACCUGGUGAACGUUAACCGCGGCGUGCCUAAAUGGCCCGAGGCGAAAAGAGUUCUGGUUUACGCCGUACCGGCGGACAACUACUGCCUGCCGAACCGCAGCCUCGACACCACUGGCACCUUCGGCCGUGAGUGCUCACGAAGGACUGGCAGCGGCGUGUCCCGGACGGAACGCGACAGCUGCAGCAACCUGUGCUACAACUGCGGCCAUGGCGUCAGGCAGGUGGCGGUUACGAACAGGAGCUCGUGCAACUGCCGGUUUGUCUGGUGCUGCUCGGUCAAGUGCGACAGCUGCGACACCAGCGUGACAAAGUACUUCUGCCACUGAGCUACCUGCUUUGUCGCGCACCGCCCCGUGCGCACGCGCCCUGGGCUGUUGACUCCCAAAGUGCCACCAUCGUGCUGCUCCUGCAACACCUGUGAACGCUGUUGCCCGUGCCACGGUGUGAAUCUGCAGUACCGACCUUGGAUCAGGGCGUGCCUUUGCCGUUUCGCUAUCAGGUUCUUCGGAAGCUCGUCGGUAGUGCAACAAGACGGCUUCAAGCCUGGCAUUCCUAUCACAGCAGUAGCUGUUAGAAGACACACGGGUGAUUCCGCGUGCGAACCAACGUACGACUAGUCGUACCAGGUACCACGUCCAACAAGUUUCCAAAUGUCGGAGCUGUCAUCUUUCUGACGCGCGGCGGGUCGCAUCGGACGGCGCUUUGUAUAGUGAACUAUAGGGCACUGUAGCCUCGCACCUUGUGCCUUCUGCUUGUUAUGGACUCAUGUGGAAUGUAUGCGCGGUAUCGCAAAAACCUCGCAAAAAGGAAAGAAAGACAGAAAGAAAGAGAGAGAGUUAGUGCAUGGCGUUACUUUAAUAAUGUUGUGCUAAUGGCGUUAUAUGUUUAUUUAUUCUCUUUUCCGUUGUGCAACCGCAUCUGCAUAUUUGGUUUUUAUAUGUCUCCCGACUGACUUCUGCCGUUAUAGAUGACUUGAUGUCGUUUCGUUGCUUGUGUGGAGUGGUAAAAGUACACCAUCUUACGUGAUGCACAUAUACUUUUGAUUCUCACCAGAAUAUGAAAGAACCGCUCUCUGGCCUAAUCAUGCGCAAUCUUUGUCAAGGAUUUGCAAGCCACAGAGUGUAUGACUGGGGACCUAUCGUCAGACCACGUGCUGGAGCCCGUGUGGAACUUUCGUUUCUCUAAAAAUAACAUGAGAUUGAAGUGACCAGUGAUCCUCUUUUUUCCAGAGCUUCGGAGCCCCGGGCGUGUUAUAAACGCCCUGCAACAGUGCCGGGUGACAGAUGUUUACACUCGCGGAGUAGCUUCUAAACUUGACAAAAACUAUGCAGUUGGGGAACGGAAACGCGAAAAUGCAAUUACCUUGCAGUGUGCAUGGGCGCGCAUCCUGGAAUCGAGACGUGUGUGGUGCGCUGGCCCCACGCAUACAUCUCUUUCACCUAAGAUACAUGCCUAAAACUCGUCGGAAUGGCAGGUGUUUCAGGUUUGCCGUAGUCCGGUUGCUUUGGUCCCCGCAUGUUCCUGUCAUCGAACAGAUUAACAGUAAUCCAGUGCACAUUCGUAUCGAGAUUUCCUGCACAUGUUUGCUCACUUGCCUGCAUUCAUUUGUGUAAGCUUCACAGUCAUCUUAGUUCGCAUGUUUGCUUUCUAUUUCGGAUACGUUGCAAUAACAUUGAUGCUUGUCUCCUUGUAAAAUAUUGUAAUUACCGCUCACGUUGAUUCCGGUUAGUUUGUUAGAGCGAUGUGUCGGACCGCCCAAGAUGUAGGUUUUCUUUUUUUUUUUCUUUUUUUCCCGUAAUAGUAAUAAAGGGCUGGUUGCCGUUAUGAACUCUGUGUGGAUGGCCUUGUGUAGUUAAUAAGCUCUCAUGAAAUGGUGAACAUGUACAACGAAGACAUCAAUGUUUUAUUUCCGCCCAGCGCUUUAACUACAUCACCGCAGCAUUUUAUGCCGUUCUCCAGAAAUGAACUGGUCACUGCGGUGGCGCUAAUG
Dermacentor silvarum is the source of this 2577-nucleotide messenger RNA. RefSeq names its product protein Wnt-8b. Gene Ontology annotation, cellular component: extracellular region. The transcript has 5 exons. Gene Ontology annotation, molecular function: frizzled binding; cytokine activity. Lineage: Eukaryota; Metazoa; Arthropoda; Arachnida; Ixodida; Ixodidae. Bases 80 to 913 code for a protein of 277 amino acids. The record is from RefSeq and is a predicted model, not a curated record. Gene Ontology annotation, biological process: cell fate commitment; canonical Wnt signaling pathway; multicellular organism development.